Messenger RNA from Momordica charantia (bitter melon), 1335 nucleotides. RefSeq names its product inositol-phosphate phosphatase. The record is from RefSeq and is a predicted model, not a curated record. Gene Ontology annotation, biological process: signal transduction; inositol metabolic process; phosphatidylinositol phosphate biosynthetic process. Gene Ontology annotation, molecular function: inositol monophosphate 1-phosphatase activity. NCBI's taxonomy places the organism in Eukaryota, Viridiplantae, Streptophyta, Magnoliopsida, Cucurbitales, Cucurbitaceae.
UCAGUGAUCACAUUCGAGGUGAGGAUUGCAAUCUUUGUUACCGUCCCUAAAAUCAAAAUUUUCCCUUGUCCCAGCGCCCAUUGAAAACUGGAAAUCGCUGCCUCGUUCAUGCAUCGCAUCCCCACUUCUGAUUUCUCCACAAAACAUCACACACAAUGCCGCCGGAAAAUGAUUCGCUUCGGGAGUUCCUUGGCGCUGCGGUGGAUGCCGCCAACAAAGCCGGUCAGUUAAUUCGUGAGAAAUUCUAUCAAACCAAACAUGUGGAACACAAAGGCGAGGUGGAUUUGGUCACUGAAACUGAUAAGGCUUGUGAAGAACUCAUAUUCAAUCACCUGAAGCAGCGUUACCCAUCGAAUAAGUUCAUUGGAGAAGAAACUAGUGCUGCUUAUGGUGCUGUGGAGCUGACUGACGAGCCCACAUGGAUAGUUGAUCCCAUUGAUGGAACCACUAACUUUGUUCACGGGUUUCCCUUUGUCUGUGUCUCAAUUGGGUUAACUAUUGGCAAAGUUCCAACAGUUGGUGUUGUUUACAAUCCAAUCAUUGAAGAGCUUUUUACUGGUGUUCGUGGACAAGGUGCUUAUCUUAAUGGAAGGCCGAUAAAAGUAUCCUCCCAAGAUGAACUUAUCAAAUCUCUUCUGGCAACUGAGAGUGGAACGACACGCGACAAGUCGACAAUAGAUGCUGUUACUGGCAGAAUAAAUAGCCUUCUCUCUAAGGUAAGAUCCCUCAGGAUUAGCGGAUCGUGUGCAUUAGAUAUCUGUGAUGUUGCGUGUGGAAGAAUCGAUCUAUUUUAUCUAAAUGGCUAUGGAGGUCCUUGGGACGCAGCUGCUGGUGCUGUAAUCGUCACCGAAGCUGGAGGACUUGUCUAUGACCCAUCUGGUAAAGAAUUUGACAUCACGGCUACCAGAAUUGCUGCUUCUAAUCCUCUUCUCAAGGAGGUAUUUGUUGAAGCUUUGGGACACCCUCAAUGAGAAAGCCUGCAAUGGCAUCGGCAUGAGAGGUUUGAAUUACUAUUUCAAGGCAUUCAACAUGUUAACAUGUUAAAACUAAUGCAACCAUUGUUAGUUAGAUGUAAGCGUAACAAUUUGAAAAUGGGCUUGGGGAUAAUAAAGGCCCAGUGGGUUGGAGAAUUGGGCUGAGUUAAUCCAAGCCCAAUAGAAUGGAACAAAGGGAAGUGGCUAAAGCUAACUCUUUUUCUUUUUUCUUUUUAUAUUUUUUUUUCUUUUCUUUCUAGUUCUUGAAUCUUGAGUGAGGCUUAGGCUGAGUUUCUUUAUGCACCCCAUUUCAAACCUUUAAUUUGAAAAGCACUCCUUGCGGUGAACUAUUUAAAUGCUA